Molecule: messenger RNA, 891 nt
Organism: Penicillium robsamsonii
Lineage: Eukaryota; Fungi; Ascomycota; Eurotiomycetes; Eurotiales; Aspergillaceae
Product: acetate uptake transporter family protein
Exons: 3
Coding region: 1-891 (296 amino acids)
Cellular component (GO): plasma membrane
Molecular function (GO): acetate transmembrane transporter activity
Source: RefSeq, a predicted model, not a curated record
AUGUCUGCGACUGAAGCAACCAACCAGCAAGAGCUGGAGAAGGACGUGGGCCCCUCUGGCCUCAACGGCGUGAACGGCGGCGCCCCCAUCCAGCCCCAGAUGUCCGCCGAAGAGCACCAGGUAGCACGCGCCGCCGCACGCUUCGGCUACGGACCCCUCGCCCACGUCAACACCGUCGAGGCAUCUUUGCCCCCCUUCGGUGGUGAGUUCCAGCCCGGUCUGUACAAGUCCGUCGAGGGCCGCAAGUUUGCCAAUCCCGCUCCUCUCGGCCUGAGCGCUUUCGCCCUCACCACUUUCGUCCUGAGCGCCAUCAACAUGGGUACCCUGGAUAUCGCCAGCCCCAACAUUGUGGUCGGCCUUGCGUUUGGUUACGGUGGACUCGUCCAGCUUCUUUCCGGCAUGUGGGAAAUGGCUGUUGGUAACACUUUCGGUGCUACUGCUCUCUCCUCCUACGGUGGUUUCUGGAUCGCGUUCGCUAUGGUCUUGACCCCCGGUGGGUUCGAGAUCGAGAGUUCGCUCGGCGGUGCAGGCCCCAAAUUCUAUAACUCCAUGGGUCUUUUCCUGAUGGGUUGGUUCAUCUUCACCACCAUCAUGCUGUUCUGCACCCUCAAGUCCACCGUCGCUUUCUUCUUGCUGUUCUUCACCCUGGACCUGACCUUCCUCCUGCUUGGUAUCUGCUACCUGCACCGCGGUGAGGACGGCAAGCCCAACGUCCCCAUCCAGAAAGCCGGUGGUUUCUUCGGUUUCCUGGCUGCUUUCGCCGCCUGGUACAAUGCCCUUGCCGGUAUCGCCGAUACUAGCAACAGCUUCUUCAUCAUCCCCGUCGCUCACUUCCCCUGGUCCCCCACUGGCCGUGUCCGCCGUGGUAAGACUGAUCGUGAGCAAGCAUAA